This is a messenger RNA of Sclerotinia sclerotiorum 1980 UF-70, 2373 nucleotides long. RefSeq lists its product as hypothetical. Gene Ontology annotation, molecular function: DNA-binding transcription factor activity. The record is from RefSeq and is a predicted model, not a curated record. The transcript has 3 exons. NCBI's taxonomy places the organism in Eukaryota, Fungi, Ascomycota, Leotiomycetes, Helotiales, Sclerotiniaceae. The coding region runs from base 1 to 2373 and encodes 790 amino acids.
AUGUCAGUUCUAAAUGAUGCAUACAUGAACGUUGUGAGGAUAUUGCUGGGGCUUGUCGCGCCGCAUCAAAGUGGAGAUACUCGAAUUCUGAAGCUUAGCUUCACCCUAUUUCUCCCCAUUCAGGAUCUGGGGGCCAAAUACCAAAAAAAGCAAUUCGAAGACGCAUUUAUCUUGACUACUAUCCACUUUCAAAUUCUGGAUAUCAUGUCAUACGAUAAUUUAUCAUACUCGACUAUGGAACCACCUUUCUUUCAAGAGAAUAGAUCAAAUCCUCAAUCUUUCCGUCAUGAGGAUUUGAUGGAUAUUGAAAGUUCCUGGAUGGAGAAUAUUGAUCCACUUCUUCGUCAAGCUCAAAUUGUCUCUCCAGAUUUCGAUUAUCAACAAGAUCUACCACAACAACCUUUACAAAGAUUUAUCACAGAGCCAGGAAGAGCUUUCUUCACUGCCGAUGCAACCAUGACUCACUUCAAUAACUUUUCCCGACCAUUACCUAGAGCAUUCGAACCCGUUGGUGUCUUUCCUCAAGAUUCUCGAACAAGAAUGAUAUCACCUUCUCCAUCCCAAGAAUUAUCUUCCAACUGCAGUAGUGCCCGAAGUCCAGGUACCGAAACAGAUUGGUAUCAUGAUGGACUCUAUUCCCCUCAAGGUCAAGAAUAUUAUAAUCUACCCAUCACAACUCACACCACACCUACUCAAAGAUUCACCGAUAUAUAUAAUCAAUCACACACUCAACCACUACAACCCGCUGGAUAUCCUUGUGUUAAUCUUAGCGAUGUUCAAGCAUUUGCUGAUCCGCAAGAAGUCAAAUUCGAAGUCGAUGAUUCAUAUCCCAAUAUGGAUAUGCAUACCGAUUAUGCAAUUCAAACUUCUGACUCGAGCAGUCAUAAAUUAGCUUCUCAUAUAUUACAUUAUAGAGAUGAGGGAUUGGGAGCUUCGAUUCGAGAUGCUGCUUCUCCUCGAGCAGUUUCGGCUAAAGCUUCUAAUAAUGAUAAUACAUCUACAACUUCUGAUGCUGAUGCUGAUACUGAUGUUGAUGCAGAAAGCGAACUAGAUGUUGAUGUUGAAACCAAUGUGGAAAUGAAUAACGAAGCAGAAAUUGAUCCGGAAUUACUUCCCCCCGACAUUGAAGAGGAAGAAGAAGAAGAACCAUCCGAUGCAGAGUACACACCACGUCCCUCAACCCGAAAUCCACGUAAACGCAGCUAUACCACCAAAACCAUCUCACCCCCCAACACAAAACGCAACCGCAUCUCCAAACCCUCCUCUACAUAUACCUCCAAAUCAUCCAAAAUCUCUCUCGGCAACCUAUCCUGUAAACAAUGUACCCAAACCGGAUUCAAAGACCCCAGUACCCUCCAACGUCACAUCGCCUCAUCCCACACCCGCGCCUUCAUCUGCGUCUUCGAUUUCGCCGGCUGCAGCAGUACAUUUGCGUCUAAAAACGAAUGGAAGCGCCACGUAUCAUCUCAACAUCUCAAUCUACAAGCAUGGGUAUGCACACUAGGAGCAUGCGGAAAAGUACCACUAUCAUCGCAUUCGAGCGCGAUGAGGAAAGUUACGGGAGGAGAUAUGCAUGGAGAGAAGAUGGAGCAACAGAGAGGAUAUGAGGUUAAAGGAGCAGAGUUUAAUCGUAAGGAUUUAUUUACGCAGCAUUUGCGUAGGAUGCAUGCGCCGUUUGAGGUGAAGAGGAAGGGGAAGAUUAAUAGGGAGUGGGAGGAGAGAGUGAGGGAGUUGCAGAGGAGUUGUGAGAGGGUGAGGAGGGAACCGCCGAGUCGCUUGGGGUGUCCGGUUGAGGGGUGUGCGAUGGGGAGGUUUUUUGAGGGGAAGACGUGUUGGGAUGAGAGGAUGGAACAUUUGGGGAAACAUUUGGAGAGGUUGGGUGGGGGAGGGGGAGGGAAUUCAAGAGGAGGUAUCAAAAUGGGUAGUGCUGAGCGAAUAAUAACAGAACCCAAUACGACCCACACAGAACCAUUCAAUCACUCAACAUCAUACCCUAGCAAUUGCAAAACAACCCACGAACCCGAACCCGCACUCAAUCCCCCAAAAAUAAACCAUCAAAACGAUCCCCUCUUCCUCGAAUGGGCUGUACAGCAGAAAAUUAUCGAGCGGAAUCAUAGUCAAAGUCAUAGAGGAGAAUGGAAACUCUGUACCGGGGUCACAGAGACUGGAAGUGGAAGUGGAAGUGAGAGUGGAAGUGGAUGGAGCAGAAAAAAAUAUAUAGUUAGUACUAGAGAUACUGAUUCGUUGAAGAGAGAUAUGAGGGAAAAGGUUAAGGGAUCCCGGGAUUAUGAGGGUGUGCUUGCAAUUGGGGAGGUUGGUGGAGAGGAUGAGGAAGGAGAUGAAGACGCAGAGGGGGAGGAUGAGGAUGGCUGA